AUGCGCACAACACAACCCCCCCCCAGUCGAUGUAAGCGAUGGCGAAAUUCCUGACUUUUGUGCGAAGGAGCAGGCUCGGAUGGGAAGUUAUCUCGGUAGAUUUCGCAGUUUAGGGCCGACAUCAUCGACACUCGGUCGCUUUGCUCGUCACUUGUAUGUUUUUUUUAAAGGCGUAGUCAAACGGUCGUCGUCGUCGUCCCACCACCACAACAACAACAACAACAACAACAAGCGAAGCAAAAGCACCAUCAUUCAUCAUCCUCGCUAACUGUUAGCAUUAGUUAGGCUAACUAGCGGCUAGCAUGUCACACAUCGCCGUGGCUUGUGUUUAUCUGGGCAGCUAGCGAGUUCAAUCAGGUGUUGCCAGAAAGUAGUAGUAGUAGCAGGGGUCGUCGCUGACGGUGUACAUUUUUUUGUUUGUUUGUUUGAGGGAGGGGGUGGGUGUGAGGAAGAUCUGCGUAAAGAUUCAUCAUCAGUCAAGUCUGCUGCUGCUGCUGUGUCGACUGACUUGAGAGUACCUCUCCAGUGGUGUGAAUGAGGGAGACAUGGCAGACCACACCCCACCUCUGGAGUCCGGCCAGCUUCUCAGCUCUGAACUCCCACUCCUGGCCUCACCACCACCCCAAGCCAUGGUCAACGGGGAGGGUCCCCAGCAGGUAAUCCUGGUGCAGGUAAACCCAGGUGAGGCCUUCACUAUUCGACGAGAGGAUGGUCAGUUUCAGUGUAUCACAGGUCCUGCUCAGGUUCCCAUGAUGUCUCCAAAUGGUUCAGUGCCUCCAAUCUAUGUGCCUCCUGGAUACGUUUCACAGAUCAUAGAAGAGAACGGCGUGCGGCGGGUUCUGGUUUUACCUCAGCAACCAGAGUUCCACCCCGGGGGCCACUCCCCUCUCCACCACCCUCCACCUCCACCCCAUGCCCACCUGCCUGCCUUCAUCCCUCACCCUGCCAUGAUGCCCCCGCCACCCCACCUGUACACGGGUAUGCCGGGCGGCGUGGGCGACAUGAGCUCUCAGUACAUCUCCCAGUACCAUCCAGCUCAUAUCUACUCAGAGCAGGUCUCUGCAGAUUCUCACUCCCAACACGGACGCCCCACGUUCGUUCACCGAGACGACAGAACGUGCAAAACAUACGAGCGUCUGCAGAAGAAACUAAAGGACCGUCAGGGAGGUGGAGGAGGAGGGCAGGUGAAGGACAGCCCUCCCUCUUCACCGCAGAAGACUUGCAGCAGCCCUAUGACUGUUGACAUUCACAACGGCGUCGGCGGGAAAGGGCUGGAGGCGGAGCAGGGACAGCUCAGCCACGCAGUGGCCGGCCCCGACAAGCAGGCAGGCAGGGGCAAAAACGGAGAGUCAGGAGAGCUGGAUGAGGAAGCUCAGGCCCUGCAAGCACUGUUGAGUACCAUCAGCAAACCAGUGGUGUCGGACAUCCAGGCAAGGGAAGCAGUAGUGACCUGGAGUGCGCCCACCAAGCCAGAGAGUGAGAACGGCAGUGCGGAGGAUGACUGCAGCCCCCAGGAGCCCUUCAGCUACGAGGUGUCCAUCUCGUUUAGCGGCAAGGAUGGAAAGUACAAGAGCAUGUACUGUGGGGAAGAACUAAGUGCUACUUUUGAAGACCUUCGACCAGCAACGGACUAUCAUGUCAGGGUCCAGGCCAUGUGUAACUGUUUACAGGGAAGCCCGUCAGAGGCUGUGAGCUUCACCACUUUAAGCUGUGAGCCAGAUCCUCCAAAUCCUCCCAGGAAGGCCAGCGGGACCAAGAACACACUCGUACUCCAGUGGAAGGCUCCAUGUGACAAUGGUUCCAAAAUCCAAAACUACCAUCUUCAAUGGGAUGAGGGCAAGGGCACUGGGAUUUAUGAACAGUGCUACUAUGGACCUCAGAAGCAGUACAGAGUGACCAAGCUCUCACCAGCUUCAAGAUACUCCUUCCGCCUUUCAGCCAAAAAUGACAUGGGUGUGAGCGAGUUCAGUGAAGUGGUGGACCUGUUCACCUCAUGCAGUGUGCCAUUGCCACCCUUCCCUCCAGAGCUGGAGAUGGCGGGGGUGACCUGGCUGUGUCUGAAGUGGCAGAGGCCCACUAGCUCUCCAAAGGAGGACGACAUCUUCUAUAUUUUGGAGAUGGAGGAGGAAGGCUCGGGAUACGGCUUCCAGCCAAGCUACGACGGGGACGAACUCUCCUGCACCAUCAGGAAUCUCCACAGGAGUACCAAGUACAAGUUUAGGGUGGCGGCAUACAACUCGGAGGGGAAGAGUAACCCGAGCCAGGUGGUCGAGUUCAUCACAAAUCCAGACAGACCCGGCAGCCCCUGCAGGCCUGUCAUCAGAGGAAGAGUCCUGCCCAACAGCUUCAAGAUGGCCUGGGAGCCACCGAAAGAUAACGGCGGAGCAGAAGUCACAAAGUAUGUCGUGGAGCUGUCUGAAGGCUUAAGCGGCUUGUCAUGGGAGCUGGUUUACUCAGGGCCUGCGAUGGAGCACGUGUGCGAAGGCUUGAAGCCCGGCUGCUCCUACCAGACGCGAGUUUACUGCAUGAGCGAGGGGGGACAGAGCCCGCUUUCGGAGACCCUGCAGGUCCAGACUCCCGCAGUGCCCCCAGGGCCCUGCCAGCCCCCUCGGCUGGUGGGCAAGCCCAAAGCCAGGGAGGUGCAACUGCGCUGGGGUCCCCCUCAGAUAGACGGAGGCAGCCCAGUGUCCUGCUACAGCGUAGAAGUGAGUGGGCCGCAGUCUGAGGAGAGCAGGGAGGUUUACCAGGGUCCAGAUCUGGACUGCUCAGUGGGAGGCUUAUUGCCUGGUAAAACCUACAGCUUCCGGCUCAAAGCGGCAAACAAGGCUGGGUUCGGACCUCUUUCAGAGCGCUUUGAGGUUACAACUGGCCCCGGGGCCCCAGAGCAGUGCAAGGCUCCUUCCACCACAUGCAAAUCGCCCAGCUGUGUUGUUGUUAGCUGGGAGGCGCCUCCUUGCAAUGGAGCUCCGGUGACAGAGUUUCGUGUCGAGUGGGGAGCCGCCGAGGGCAGCAUGCAGGUGUGUUACAGUGGACCAGGGCUCAGCCACGAAAUGAAGGGGCUGCUGCCUGCAACCAACUACUUCUGCCGGGCACAGGCUGUGAAUGUGGCCGGCGUGGGGCCCUUCAGCGAGGCAGUGUUGUGCCAGACGCCCUGCUCCGUGCCCGCGGCCGUCAGCAACAUCUACGCGCUGAAGGAGUCCGAGCUGCAAAGGUACGAGACUUCAGUGGACGUAGAUGAAGACGAGGAAGACGAGGACGCCGUUUCCAGGCCGCCACCGUUCUACUCUCCGUCCACCUGCCUGGGCAUCUGCUGGGACCCCCCGUGUGAUCACGGCUCCGAGAUCACUUCCUACCUGGUUGACCUCGGAGAGCGGCAGCCCAUCAAUAUUGGUCCCGUCACCAAACACAUCAUCCAGCACCUGCAGCCUGACACCAGCUACAGGAUCCGAAUCCAAGCCCUGAACAGCCUGGGAGCAGGCCCCUUUAGUCACACCUUCAAGCUGAAGACAAAGCCCCUUCCCCCGCAGCCACCCCGCCUGGAGUGCACCGCCUUCAGCCAUCAGACCCUCAGGCUGAAGUGGGGCGACGGUCCAGCCAAAGCCGCCACCUCAGAUGCCCUCCAGUAUCAGCUGCAGAUGGAGGACAAGAACGGCAGAUUUAUAUCCUUGUAUAAAGGACCAUGCCACACACACAAAGUCCAGAGGCUUAAUGAGUCUACCUCUUAUACGUUCCGCAUCCAGGCCUUUAAUGAGGCGGGCGAAGGGCCCUUCUCCAAUGUUUACACAUUCACCACCCCACGCUCUCCUCCAGCCCCUGUGAAAGCCCCUAAAGUGGAGCGACUGGAUGACAACUCCUGCGAGGUCACAUGGGAGGCCCUGCAGCCCAUGAAGGGAGACCCGAUCCUCUACGCGCUGCAGUGUAUGAUGGGAAACUCUGACUUUAAACAGGCCUACAAAGGCUCUGCCACAUCCUUCCAUGUCCAGAACCUGCAGCCUAGCAGCGACUACCGUUUCCGGGUGUGCGCUAUCAGGCAGUGCCAGGACGCCCCGGAGCUGAGCGGUCCAUACAGCCCCACAGUGACCCUCACGCCCCAGCGGAACGACCUCGCGUUGAGCGGCGGCGCGGCCGGCUUGGGGUCCAGGGCCAGCACGGAGUCCAACCGAGCCAGACGAAGCCUGACGGACGAGCAGUGCGCUUUCCUCCUCCUCAUGGUCUUCGCCGUCAUCGCCAUUCUCAUCGCUUUCGUCAUCCAGUACUUUGUCAUUAAAUGAGCAGUUUGCGCCGCCCAGCUGCAGGGUUAUAGCUUUAUUCUUUCCCCCUCUCUCUCUCUCUCUCUCUCUCUCCCUCUCUCUGUUGUUUUUGUAUUCUUUGUUUUGUACUUAUUGUUUUCUGUUGUCGACAGAGUAAUCGUGUUAGGCACAUUGCGGUGCAGCAGAGCUGGUAAGUGAGAGCUGAGAAGCCGUUAAAAAAACGAGGAUAAUAACACCUUCUUCUUCUUCUUCUCCUUCUUCUUCCUUCCUGACUCUCCUGCCUUUUGUCACCUCGUCCCAAUCUUGUGGUGUCUGUUCAGAUUUCUGUUCCCGUCAUGAUCCGCUUCCUCAGUAGGAGCAGAGAAAAGGUUUAAUUUGAGGAGAGGGGUCAGGGAGGAAGGGGCGCUUCGACUCAUGUACUUGUUGAUUACGGUGUGUGCAUGUGUACAUAUACAUGUAGAUAUAUAUCUAUGUGCAUAGAUAUACACACACACACACACACAUAUAUAUGUAUGUGUAUAGAAAUAGUCAUUAUUUAUAUUUCCAUUGAUGUGUCCAGUAUGAAACUGUUUUUUGAUAGAUGUGUUCCUGAAAAUAGUAUGUAGGUGUGUCAUUAGCCUAUGUGCUAUUUGAUCCUGGGACCUGGUUGGGCCAGUGUUUGCACAGUGGGGUGUGUGUGUGUGUGUCCAGAUGUGUAUACUGUAUGUAGUUAGUGCCACAGAGGUACACGGCUGGGAGGGCUUUCAGGGCCAGAUGAAGGGACUUUACCCCCGCGCCCCCUGCUGGAGUUUAAAGGGGUGUUUAGUGAGAAAGGAAACGGGAAAAAAUUUCAGAAAAUCUUGUUCACAUUAUAGAACGUUCAUUUAGCACUUUCCAACCCUUUUUGAUGUUCAGAAUGUUUAAGGAUGCAAAAAUGACUGGAGAAAUGUUAGUAUAUUUUUGUACAGUGAAGACACAAAAAGGACCUGUAAGUUUGAGGAAAAAAAAUAAAAAAAGAAGAAGCUCAGUAUAAAGUUAGAAAACAAACAAAAACCAAACUAACAGUGAAUUCUAAUUAUUUUUACUAUCAUAUAGUUAUACUGCUGCUUUACUCCGAAAUAUUGUUGUUCAGCACAAAAAAUGUACGCUUACCUGUAUGUUUUGUUUUAUUUCGUUUCUGUUUUUUUCCCCCCUCCCAGUAAUUGAUUUUUUUUUUUUGCACCUUAGUGAAAGAAAAACCUUGACUAACUGUGUCUUGGUCUUGUGAUGCAUUUUAUAGAACACACUUUGAGAUUGUGCAAGCCCUACUUGUGUUUUGGGUGUUUUAAAAGUUGUAGUACCACAUGACGUGUCACUGAAACAGCUGAUCUAUCUCAGCCAAAAAUGGAAAAAAAACAAAAAAAAAACAUUAAAGAAGAAAAAACGAGUUUAAAAAAAGAAGAAGGAAAAAAAAAACAGAAGUAUGUACCAGUUGUUUCAGAGGCCUUAAUUGGAGAGGAAAAAAAAUCUCUGGAGAAUUUUGUUAAUUUCUCUUAAGUCUUGAUGUUUUUUUUUCUUUUAGUGUUAGAAAACACUAAAACGUGUUUUAUUUACUUUUAUUUUUUGCAACAUUUAUUUGAUGUUUAGUUAUCAUACGUAAUCAGGAGAGGAAAAAUGGAAAAGUAGUUCAGUGUAUUACUUAUGAUUUAUUCUGAUUUUUCCUUUUGUCAAGUUAUACAAUGUGUGAAGUAUAUUUUUUUAUAUAAUAUUGAAGUAAUAUAAGUUAAUACUCUCCAGAGAAAAAUAAUAAAUCCUGAGUACUCAUGAAUCAUGGAACGCAAACGGCAGAUACAAAAAUGUGUUAUAUCAUGUACUUCCUGUGAAUCUAAAUUUGCCUUUUCUCUCUGUGUGUUAAGUAUUUGUAACAGAUUGCUAACACUGAGUUCUCAGAGGUAAUCUGACUGUAGGGUCUAGUGUUGUUUGGUUUUUGGGCAGAUUAAUUGCUGUUGCAACCAUAAAAAUGAAAUACAGGUACCUUGCAAAACGUCUUGGAUAAUUACAUGAUUUGGUCUUUCGGACAUUCUGCAAAAUGUCUUCUCUUUGUCAUUUAAAGAAUUCAAAUUCCUAUUUUUGAUAGCGAUUGCAACGUGUGCCAUUUUAAACACCUCUUCACGCCGGGCUCACUACCUGUGGUCGAAGAGAUUAACAAAAUGCUACAAAAAUGAGUAAAAAUAUGCACAAAAAUAGAGACCAUUUUUAUGUAAUUUUAAUGUUUGCAGUUACCUCAUACACCGUACAUUCCAAAAUGAAAAUUUGUUAUACUAUACAUACUACCAGACAUAUCACUUUAAAAUGUUCGUUAUGGGAAAAAAUGUAUAAUCAUAGAUAUGUAUCUAAAGUGUAUCUGUAUAGCCAUGAUAUCUACAAAGGAUCCAUGCACAAUAAAAGAUUUAUAAUUCUUAA
Messenger RNA from Larimichthys crocea (large yellow croaker), 6671 nucleotides. It is a transcript of the gene fndc3a, whose product is annotated as fibronectin type III domain containing 3A. The transcript is spliced from 26 exons. The coding region runs from base 546 to 4271 and encodes 1241 amino acids. Gene Ontology annotation, molecular function: protein binding. Lineage: Eukaryota; Metazoa; Chordata; Actinopteri; Sciaenidae. The record is from RefSeq and is a predicted model, not a curated record.